Molecule: messenger RNA, 926 nt
Organism: Aspergillus candidus
Lineage: Eukaryota; Fungi; Ascomycota; Eurotiomycetes; Eurotiales; Aspergillaceae
Product: 4a-hydroxytetrahydrobiopterin dehydratase
Exons: 3
Coding region: 187-762 (191 amino acids)
Biological process (GO): tetrahydrobiopterin biosynthetic process
Molecular function (GO): 4-alpha-hydroxytetrahydrobiopterin dehydratase activity
Source: RefSeq, a predicted model, not a curated record
CUUAGUUGUCUGGUGGAGUAGAGUGAAUGACUCGUAUGAUGUUGAUCAGAUCCAGAUCCCUAUGACCCCUGCGGCGGAGCACCUCCGAGGUGGUCAUGUGACCGAUAAGCCAAGCGGAGCCCGCGCAUCACCGAUGAACCUCAACUCCGAAGAAUAACGACGACAAGAUUCCUCCACACAUUAAAAAUGAACGCCGUCACCCGAACCCUACGGCCCAGCAGUUCCCUCCUCCACAGCCUAAACCCCACGCGACGAUGCUACCAUCGGGGGCUCGCCCCGGUUACCUCCCUAGCUAUAGCGACCACUAGACCAGCUCUCCAUCUCCGCCCCAGUCCGACAUCCCCUCCCCGCGGGUCGACCCAAACUCCCUUCCUACCCACGCGAUCCUCAUCCACACAAUCACAACCUGCCCCGAAAUUCGCAGAGGGUGUUGAUGUAGCGACAGCGACGGAGGGGGUCGACGCACUGUGCGAGCAGGGAUGGGUGCUGGAUGGGGAUGGGGCGGGAUUUAAGAAGACGUUUUAUUUUCGUUCUUAUUUUAAGGCUGUUAGUUUCGUCAAUGUGAUUGCUUCGCAUAGUGCGACGAAGAAACAUCACGCUACUAUGACUGUUCGCAUCGGCUCAGUCGACGUCCACUGGACGACUCACCACCCGCGGGGUCUGACGGAGAAAGAUAUCGGGAUGGCGCGGGUUUGCGAGGACGCGGCGGAGUUGAUGGGGGUUGUGGAGGAGGGGAGGGGGAAGAAGUGUGGGUCUGUUUGAUUUGUAGCCCUUUAGGUGUGAGGUAGUGGUGUACGGAGUAUCUACCUGGGGAUGGAUGUGGACAGUGUUUGAUAUGAACCUAGGAGGAGAUGUAUAGUAUGGUCGAUCUUCAUGUGAUUGUAUGAUUCGUGUUGUAUUUUAGUCAGUAAUUCAGGUAACUUAAU